AUGGGAGAAAUAGCUGAUCUCUACAGCGCAACCGGUGCCGACGAGACUGCGUCUGAAAUAGUCAAUCGCCACAUUCGCUACCUACACCGAUACAACGAGAUGCGAGACAGCGGCUUGGGGAUGCUGAGCCUUCUUGCGGAGAACAAGGGUCUCACCUUGGCGCAGAUUUACAAGGAACGUGGUAUGAACGAGACUGUCGAGUUGUGGUUCCCGGGCUGA
Molecule: messenger RNA, 219 nt
Organism: Penicillium chermesinum
Lineage: Eukaryota; Fungi; Ascomycota; Eurotiomycetes; Eurotiales; Aspergillaceae
Product: SWI5/SAE3 family protein
Exons: 1
Coding region: 1-219 (72 amino acids)
Biological process (GO): meiotic DNA recombinase assembly involved in reciprocal meiotic recombination; double-strand break repair via homologous recombination; meiotic joint molecule formation
Cellular component (GO): Swi5-Swi2 complex; Swi5-Sfr1 complex
Source: RefSeq, a predicted model, not a curated record